Messenger RNA from Schizosaccharomyces octosporus yFS286, 1452 nucleotides. Its product is annotated as fructose-1,6-bisphosphatase Fbp1. The record is from RefSeq and is a predicted model, not a curated record. Bases 209 to 1252 code for a protein of 347 amino acids. Gene Ontology annotation, biological process: fructose 6-phosphate metabolic process; fructose 1,6-bisphosphate metabolic process; fructose metabolic process. The transcript has a single exon. NCBI's taxonomy places the organism in Eukaryota, Fungi, Ascomycota, Schizosaccharomycetes, Schizosaccharomycetales, Schizosaccharomycetaceae. Gene Ontology annotation, cellular component: cytoplasm; cytosol. Gene Ontology annotation, molecular function: fructose 1,6-bisphosphate 1-phosphatase activity.
UUGUUUACAUUGAUCAAAUGCGGGACAUUUGGAGCAUAUAAAUGGGGACCCAUGUCCUAAAUUCUUUUCCUCUACACUCACUUUACUAAUAUCUUUUCAUUCUCUUGGAACCGACUGACUGUAUUGCAAUUUGUAUAUCAGUUACAAUCCUUACCACGAAACUUAUUAACUUAGAACUCAAUUAUUGAAACAAACCUUUUGAAUCAACAUGGCAAGAGAAGAAAUCGACGGCACUCGUACUGACAUUGUCACCCUUUCUAGCUUUAUCCUUCAAGAACAAAGACGAUACAACAACAAAUACCAUGAUCAGGGUAGUAGUAUCAUUCGAGAAGCUAAGGGUGAGUUGUCUCUCUUACUCAACAGUCUUCAAUUUGCUUUUAAAUUCAUCGCAAACAACAUCCGUAAGGCAGAAUUGGUGAAUUUGAUUGGUCUCUCUGGUGUUAUCAAUUCAACGGGUGAUGAACAAAAGCAAUUAGACAGUAUCUGCAAUGAUAUCUUUAUUCAGGCUAUGAAGACAAAUGGCUGCAUUCGAGUCAUCGUUAGUGAAGAGGAAGAGAAGGAAAUCUUAGUUGACAGCAGUGGUUCUUAUGCCAUCACUUGUGAUCCCAUCGACGGUUCUUCCAACAUCGAUGCUGGUGUCAGUGUUGGUACCAUCUUUGGUAUCUACAAAAUUCGUCCUGGCAGCCAGGGAUCCCUUCAAGAUGUCUUGCGCUCAGGAAACGAAAUGGUGGCUGCUGGUUAUACCAUGUAUGGUGCAUCUGCUCAUCUCUUGUUGACUACAGGACAUAAGGUCAACGGUUUCACUUUGGAUACCAACCUUGGUGAAUUCAUCCUUACUCAUCGAAACUUGACCAUGCCUCAUUUCAAAAACAUCUACUCUAUCAACGAAGGUAACACUUUGUACUGGCCUCCUAAGAUUGCAGACUUUAUUCACUCCUUAAAGGUUGCUCCAGAAGGCGGCAAACCUUACGCUGCUAGAUAUAUUGGAUCUAUGGUUGCCGAUGUUCAUCGUACUAUGCUUUACGGAGGUCUAUUUUGCUACCCUUGCACUCGCGGUAAAGGUAAGCUUCGUUUGUUGUAUGAAUGUUUCCCAAUGGCUUUCCUUUGCGAACAGGCUAACGGAUUGGCCGUCAAUGAUAAGGGUGAAAGAAUUCUUGAUUUAACUCCUCAACAUAUUCACGAGCAAAGCUCUAUUUGGCUUGGCAGUAAAGGUGAAAUCGAGAAAUAUGUGAAUUACAUAAACAAACACUAAGUGUUAUAGAGAAGUCCCGCUCUUUCCUUCGUGGUACCCUACAAACCUUCUUUUUUAUUUACGAUUCACUUCGUAUAUGUUGUUUAACAACUUUAUGAUAUUUAUGAGAAAAAGGCUUUUUGUGAGCCUCCCUUCUUCUUUGAAGUAUUCCUCUUAAUUUUUAUGAAAAUAAAAAAGUCCCUUUUUUGUUCUUGAUUAAA